ACGACGAUGUCCCGGCAGCGGAUGUGGUCUCGCCAAUUAACGGAUGUGCGGAAGAGGGCGCCGGUGCAUCAUUGCAGCAAGAAAGAAAUGGAAAAGAAAAGAGAGCAGGAACGACUGGGCCGCAUAAAUGCCGCUGAAGCCAGGAACCGCCUCAGUCAGAUGAGACUGCGGUACAACCAUUUGAGGGCCCAGGAGAUCGAUCUAAUGAUAUCCUGCCAGGACAGUGCUAUGGACGCCAUCCGCCUGGAGCUGCUGCUGCGGCCUAAGGAAGAGAAGAUCAACACCAUCGACUGCCUGAACAAACUGCAGAAACAGAGGAUCAAAAAGCUUCUGGAGGAUGAGAUAGGAGUGACUGACUGGCAGUGACCUGCUGCAUGGUUCCACGAAGUGUGUUAUUUUUGUAGCUGUGACAUUUCCACUUCCUCCACUCCAGAGUCCCUCCACUUUCUUGCUUUUAUUUACAAAUCCUCAUGUACCCCUUUACCUCAUCCACUCUUCUCCUCCUCCAUUUCCACUUCUUCUAUGCCAUCCCUCCAUUCCCCCUCCCCCAGUUUGGUUGCUGUGCAACAAUUGCCCUUCAUAUGGGAGGGUGACUCACUGUUCCCAGAGAGGACAAAGGCCUGGCCAGGACAGGACCUUCAAUACAGCCUCAAACUCACUUAGCUCACAUUAGCUCUAACAGCACUGGGAUUAACUGUGUCAAACACGUAGAUAAAACAUUGUUCACCGUCCGGAAGUCUAAAAUAAAGUGAUGGAUAGCACCAAUCCUCCAUAUUCCCCUGUAUGGCUUUGGUGAGAGGAGGCAAUGGGUACGGAUGUCUCUCUGAACCUGAAUUCCUGAACCGUGUGUGUGUGUGCCUACUAGUCCUUUACGUAAAGUGAUGUGAGGACAAGGUUGAGUUG
Molecule: messenger RNA, 903 nt
Organism: Hypomesus transpacificus
Lineage: Eukaryota; Metazoa; Chordata; Actinopteri; Osmeriformes; Osmeridae
Product: protein LKAAEAR1-like
Exons: 3
Coding region: 7-366 (119 amino acids)
Source: RefSeq, a predicted model, not a curated record